AUGGAGAGCGGAUACCUAGACCAGGCAGAGCAUGCAGGCGAAGGCUGUGAGCUUGAUGACGCUGUUUUUGCUAAGCUUCCAACAGGCUGUAGUGUACUCAAAGUGGCACCAUCAGGCCAUAGUCUUUGGGUGGCCACGGUUCAGAUUGUGGUUCAGUUGGAAGAUGGAACGAUGAAAGAGUACUUCAAGAAGGGUGCGCGUGGUGCAAUUGGAAUGGAGAUGAUGAGAGGCACAUUCGAAGCUGAACAGGCUCUAUACACCUUUUCUCCAGGCCAGGUCCCAAAGCCCAUCGGUUGGGGAACAUACACCAUCGAUCCAAACACGCACUUCUAUCUUAGCCAGUUCGUGGAAAUGAGAGAAGACCUCCCCAGCCCUGGGGAUUGGGCGGCUUCUGUGUGGGAGCUCCAUGCUAACAGCAUGGGGAAAAGCUCAACCAGAAAAUUCGGCUUUCAUGUCACUACUCAUCUUGCCAAUGUUCCAGUCAACAACUCGUGGAACUCUUCUUGGGAAUCAUUCUGGAGACAGCAGAUGAAGGGUCUGUUCGACCAGGACGACCGCGUUCAUGGCAUGGACGAUGAGUUGACAGCGCUCAAGAUGAUAUUUCUCCACGAAGUGAUCUCGAGAUACCUUGCUCCACUUGAAAGAGAAGGACGAUCUGUCAUGCCCUGCCUCAUUCACUCUGAUCUAUGGCCUGGGAAUAUCAAGCCGAAGAAAUCCUCAAAUGGAUUAUGCAUGUUUGACGCCUGUGCAUUUUGGGGACACAACGAGGCCGAUUUGGGCAUCUGCCGAAACCCAAGAUACAAGCUUGGUCAACCGUGUAUUCGCGAAUACCUUAAGCGAAUACCUGCAGCCGAGCCCACGGCUGAUUUUGACGGUAGAAACGCUGUGUACGCGAUGAAGUACCACACGCUGCUGUCAAUCAUGUAUUGCUUCAAAGACAAAAGUUUCAGACAAACGCUGAAGGACGAGCUCAAGGAGAUCAUCGGCAAGGCAGCACAAUCGAUGCCACAAGGAGAAGGAGAUGCGUCUUCAGGAAGCCAAGGCCGGCAUAUUCCGAUGAAAGGCGAGUUCUCCGAAUACAAGUCGAGCGUCGUUUCUCUUGACUUGACUCCGAACACGCGCUCCUCCGACAACUCAUCGAGCUCAGCAACCACCAUCAUGCUUGAGCAGACUCUGCAGGCCAUCGGCCUCAUCUGGAUUCUCUAUUCUGCCUACAAGUUCUACGACGCCAUUGCGAUAUGGAUUCUUCCUUCUGUGUCACUGAAAAAAUAUCAGAGGAAGGGCUCAUAUGAGUCCUGGGCACUCGUGACCGGCGCCUCCGCAGGCAUCGGACUGGGAUGUGCGCAAGAACUCGCGCUUCAAGGCUUUAAUAUCGUCUUACUGGGCAACAACGAAGACGAACUGGAGGACGCCCGCGCUCUCAUCGAAUCGGAGUGUCUCCGUCGACACAAGGACGAGAUCGCCGUCCGCAUCCUCAAGGUCGAUGCCAUCACCAGCACACCCGAAAAGGUGCAGGCUGCUGUCGACAACAUGGAUGACUUAAAAAUCACUGUUCUGGUCAACAACGUUGGAGGUGUGUCCGCUCGACCGCCGGCGAUCUGGCAUCUGCAAGACUUCACUGGCGAAGAGGUGGACGGCACCAUCAACCUCAACGCGCGAUUCAUGGCACAGUUGACCCGACUUAUGCUCCCAAUCCUCGCCAAGAACGGUCCUUCUUUGAUGCUCAACGUCAGCUCCGGCGGCAGAAUGGGAAUGCCUGGCGUGGCCGUGUACUCUGGAACUAAGGGUUUCGUUUCUUCCUUCAGCAACGCCAUCGCGAGGGAGAUGAAAGCCGAAAAGAAGAAGGUCGAUGUGCUUUGCCUUGUGGUUGGCGACGUGAAGACGCAGUCGAACGCUGUAGCCAUGCCACCGGGUUCACCAGACGGCAGAGAAUUCGCCAAGGCCGCCUUGAAGAGAGCGGGCAGAGCAACUCAAAGGGGCAUGCUGGAAAUGACGCCUUGGUUCAAACAUGCAGUCCAGUUGGUACUCUUUGAUUGUAUGCCUGAGUGGAUGCGGAUGAAGUUCAUGUCUGAGCUGUUCAAGAAGAAGGUUGAGGCUCAUAAGAAGGCUAAACACGAAGGAUCAUACUCAGAACAAAGGGAUGAGCGGCAGUCGCCUCAACGAGCAUGUUAG
This is a messenger RNA of Colletotrichum lupini, 2172 nucleotides long. RefSeq lists its product as uncharacterized. Gene Ontology annotation, molecular function: oxidoreductase activity. The record is from RefSeq and is a predicted model, not a curated record. NCBI's taxonomy places the organism in Eukaryota, Fungi, Ascomycota, Sordariomycetes, Glomerellales, Glomerellaceae. Bases 1 to 2172 code for a protein of 723 amino acids. The transcript has 8 exons. Gene Ontology annotation, cellular component: endoplasmic reticulum.